Agrilus planipennis (emerald ash borer) is the source of this 2331-nucleotide messenger RNA. RefSeq names its product F-box only protein 21. Gene Ontology annotation, molecular function: protein binding; DNA binding. The record is from RefSeq and is a predicted model, not a curated record. Lineage: Eukaryota; Metazoa; Arthropoda; Insecta; Coleoptera; Buprestidae. Bases 285 to 2177 code for a protein of 630 amino acids. The transcript has 8 exons.
UUUUUUUAAUGCUAUUUGUAUGUUUUCUUGUUGUUUUUAAUUAAUUGCUUGUGCAGACUGUUGGCUACCACUGAAAACUCAUCUGUUGAGACAGUCCAAAUAAUGUAAGGUUAAUGUGAAAUUUUUGUCAUGUAAUUUGUUUUUUAUAAAGGUCAGGAAAUGUAAAUAAGGAACAGUAAUUGUAUUAUUAAUGUUUGAUAAGUCGUAUUAUCGUAUUAACAUGCCAUACUAUCCAAUAAAUGAUUACUAAGUGUACAAAGUAAGUUUAAGUUGCUGUUUGUGACAUGGAAGAACUGCCAACAGAGGUUGUGGAGCUUAUUCUAGCUCAAAAUAAACUUAAUAUAGAAGAUAUACUUAAUUUUCGUGUAACAUGUUUGCGAUUUAAAGAUGUUGUGGACAGUAGCAGUUUUUUGUGGAGGAAGAAAUAUUUAAAACUAUUACCAAUGUUCAAACACCUUUUCGGCGAUGACUUUAGCGACUGGUAUGAGGAAAUUAAAUAUUAUUAUGAAGUUAAAUACAAGACUUUACAUAUGUUAUCUACCAUGUCAUCCAGAUUUUAUCAUAAGAGUGAACUAUCUGCUGUGGAUUUGGAAGAAUGGAAGCUGUUUGCUUUUGGAAGGGCUAGGACAUAUGAUUAUCUUGUAUGGAAAUUGUGUGAAAUAGUCAAUUGUGAUUACCCCAUAAAAAGUAUAGAAAUUGUGCCACCAUGUACACCAGGAAAUUUAACCACCAAGUAUUAUGCAUUGAAGGUUUUAAAGUUUUUGAAACAGAUACGGCUCUCUGAAGAAUGGGAAACUUUCAUAGCUUUGCCCAAAGAACUUCUUAUCCUUGAAUGGGGGGCCACAUUUGUUGCUCAGUGGUGCCUGCCACAUUUAAAUAUAAAGCAGCAAGACAUUAGUAAACAACUAGAUGAAAUUGCAGAAAUGGUAAAAGACCAUUUGAAAGCUUUAAAUCCGAAUCAUCCUAUAUUUGCUCUGCCAAAGAAAGAAUUAGAAGGAUGGAGAACUCACAAUAUUACAAGAAAUCAAUUUAAUACAUUUUAUUCAAGACAAGCAUUGGAAAGUAUUAGGAAUGUCCUUUAUCAGCAGUUAGGAUUUCAUGGGAACGAAUGUGAUUAUUAUGAAGCAGAUAAUUCAUUCAUAAACAAGGUUUUGGAAAGAAGAACUGGUCUUCCAAUAACUUUAGCGAUAAUUUUCGAAAGUAUUGCAAGACGUGUGGGAAUCAAAUGUGAACCUAUCAGUUUUCCUUCACAUUUUCUACUUCGAUACAAUGAAGAGGGAAAUUUCCCUCCUUAUUACAUUGACGUCUUUAACAAUGGCGACAUGAUUAACAGGUACACAUGUCCGAGAGCUGCUUCAAGCAACAGAGACACCCAGUUACCUGCAGCCACUUUAAAACAGGUCAUGGAACGUAUGGCAAACAAUUUAGAAGUCAAUAUUCGCCAAAACAUGUACCCUAAUGUGUACCCCGUGUCUUUAACAACCGUUUUGGGUCUUCAGCAGCUCACGAACCCUACAAAUCUUACAACAGCCGUGGAAUUAGCACGACAUUACAUGCAACACAACCUGGAUUCAAAACCUCUUAUCGACAAACUACUUAAAAUUUUCCAGAAAUCGCCUGAAAAUGUAACAGGGGGGCAACGAGGAUCGUCUAAGGGUCGAAAUGGUAAUGAUGAUGAACUUCCAGAACAUGUACAAAGAAUAUUGAGGAUGCUUAGUGAUUAUGAAGCACACAGGCAACAGAAUGAGAUGUUUCUGUUUGCACAGACUCAGCCAAAGUCUAGGCCCCCUCAAGUAAAAUAUGCAGUAGGUAUGAUAAUGCAACACUUGUCUUUGACUUAUAUUUGCGUGAUUUAUGACUGGGACCCCAUUUGUAAAGCAUCCCCCGAAUGGCAGAACGAUAUGGGGGUGCACAAGCUAAGAUAUAAAGAUGAACAGCCAUUUUAUAAUGUUUUAGCUCAAGAUGGGACCCGGAGAUAUGUUGCUCAAGAAAAUUUGUUCCCCACGCAAAAUCCCUCUACUUUGCACUCUAAUCCGAAUAUAGGGAAAUAUUUUUCCCAUUUUUUUGGAAACAUGUUCAUUCCUAAUCAUGAGAAGGAGAAAGAGUAUCCUUUAGAUAGAGAUAUCCGACUCCGAUUUAACGCCAAAUUCCAAUUCCAAAAGGUACCAUUUCCAUGACUAAAAUAGACCCAUUUUAUUUCUAGGUUUAUAUGUGGUUGGUAUUGUAAAUAGCAUAAAUAUAUCUGUUAAAAUUAAAGUCUGAAAGAUUAUUAAAAUGUACAACUAUGUAUAUAAUAUAGUUAUCAAUAAGUAAAAUUUUUGUAUACCUCUU